Camarhynchus parvulus is the source of this 5199-nucleotide messenger RNA. It is a transcript of the gene SERPINC1, whose product is annotated as serpin family C member 1. Lineage: Eukaryota; Metazoa; Chordata; Aves; Passeriformes; Thraupidae. The record is from RefSeq and is a predicted model, not a curated record. Gene Ontology annotation, biological process: regulation of blood coagulation. Bases 3745 to 5106 code for a protein of 453 amino acids. The transcript is spliced from 7 exons. Gene Ontology annotation, molecular function: serine-type endopeptidase inhibitor activity.
GUUUUCUUCCUUUCCUGUUUCUCUUUCCCAUAAACAAAAAUUCUCAAUCCUUCAUGGGAAUGGCUGGCUCUGGGUUGAUAAUGUGGAUAAUUAUUGCUUGUAGCUAUCAAAACAUUCACAAUAGGAGUAGAGAUGAAGUAGAAUGUAUGAGAAGAAUUCCAUAAACUGAAUUCUCUGCAAGUUCAGAGGAAUUAUGAAGUUUUGUACAUACAGGCCUGGUCAUGGGGGAGAUGUUCAGAGGUACAUGGGGAAUUGCUAUGUCUUCUCCAGGAAAGGUUAGAUGCUUUGCUACCUCUUGGAAAAACUGGGAUAACAAAAGGAGUAGAAGAAAGUUCUCUAUAUCCAACUCCCUGUGUCUUUACUCCUCCAAUAGACUUUUUAGACUUGACAGAAAAACCUUCUAGGUACUCUGCUAAGUGGGACAGAAUGCAUUGAAGGAGGCUAAAGGCAAGAGGAUCCAGCGAUUUUGAAAGUCAAUGUUGGUCUUCUUUAUUUAAUUCUCAGACCUAUAGAGCCAACAAUGUCACUUUUGUGUGAAAGAACAAGGGAGUGGAGACCUACUGUACAUGAAUGGCAGUUACAUAGAAAAAAAAGAAAGUUUAAAUGCUAUUUCUUCUUCCCUCUUCUCCUUGCUUUUCUCCCUCUUUCUCCAUGACUCCACGUUGCUCUCACAGUAUGUCUGAGGGUCCUUUGAGCUGCAGAUUGGACAAAAAAAAAAAAGUGGAAAAGUGAUUCACUGUGUGGUUUGUAAAUAGAUGGAAAUGUCUACAAGGUCUUACCUGCUUUUCUGUCAGCGUUUAUAUUAAGUGAUAAAUUAAUGAAGAACACUUUGAAGUAUCUCUUGUUUUCUGUCUGGGAUGAAAGUACAUUCUUCUAAAUUUUGUGUGAGGUGUAAGACUGUUGGACCAUCUGAGUAAGAUUUUCUCCAGCUCAAGGUGUGUGUUCUCUGCCAGGCUGGAGCAUAGGAGAUGCCAAAUAGCAGAGAAGCCACAUGUCUCCUGGGUUUGGUCUGCUCUCUUCUGACUUCACCUGUAAACAAAGUGGCUCCUUCACCUGGUCACCAGAGGUGAACAAGAAAAGAUACUCAAAAUAAUCAUGUUUUUAAAGUUGCUCAGAGUAUAUUUUAAAAGCAAACCAGACCCUUCAGAGCGAGGAGUGAGCAGCAUUUGUCAAAUGUUGAGCCUGGUUUGGAACUUGCCUUAAAGUGAAAGUAAGUUUUGCUCCACAGUCUGCUUUGUGGUUUUUAGUCUUCUCCUUUCACACCUUUUUGUGGUCUUUAACAAGUCAUUGUCUGUAAAUCCAAAACUGGAUGAAGCUGCUGCUUCACUGAAAUUCUGUUCCUUCUACUCCAGGGCAAGCACAGCCUUCUGCCCAUUGAGUUUGUGCAUAAUGUUCAUUACUAUUGUUUAUUAUUCUUGAGCCUGGGCACCAUGGAUCAAGGUAAGGUGUGUUUUGCUGGGCUGAAGCCCAUCACUGCUCAUUAUUAGGCCCCCUCACACUUCCACACUUAGUUGCUGGAAGAGUCAAAGCAUUCAGUUCCUAUAAAGAAAUUGUAUUUAGUGGGAAAUCCAGCAGAAAACCAAGUUUCAGUUGGUGAUGGUUUCCUUACCCUUUCUCCCACUAGACUGAGGAUUCAGGAUCCUCAGGUAGUGACUCACUUCAAAAGGAAAAAAAAAGAGCUGAAUUCCAACAGUUGCUGGCUUCUAAAAGGAAGAUCUGAAGCACUGGCAGUCAGAUCCCUCUGGAAGGAGGUGAUGGGUGCUCUGCAUCAAGAGAGAUUGGGUGAAACUUGCUGAGUUUCUUUAUGUGGAAAAGAGGGGAGACCGGGCUCAAGUGGAUGGUACCUGCUGGAAUUUUUUCCCCUUUGGAUGUGGAUAGCAGGAUAGAAAGAAUCUUGAAAAGACUAGCUCAUGAUAUUCCUUGAUCCCAUCUUGCUCUGUGAGUGCAAGAGUCAUUUUACCUGUGCAUAUCCAUGAAACUCAACAGUGAACACCCAAAGCACAAAACAAGGCAAUUUAUGUUCCUCCUCACCAAUCAGGUAUGUUUAAGAACUGUUUCUUUCCAGCUAGGAUGUGCUCAAUUGUUUCUGUAACCUCUUUCUUCCUAAGUGUGAACUCCAACUCCCCGAGGACUAAAAAUGUGGGAGAGACUAAAACCGAAGUCUGAUGCUUCAUCUGUCUUGCCACAGGCUGGCAGGCUUUGGUGCUUGAUGGUUUUGAGUCUCUGAUCUUUGCUUUGGGUCUGGGAGCAGCAGCUCUGAGAGAAAAACAGCCCCUAGAUUAGAGCAAACCAGGCAUCCAACAGUCUGGAUUAACACACUGGCCAUCUUGGGGGCUUCCUGGAUAGCUCGGCUCAGAUGCAAGUGCUGGGUUGUUGCUUGGAGCUAAACCAGCCAUAAAUGACCAUUUACAUGCAGCGUUCAAAAGAUGGAAUAAAUGCCUUGGGAGCUCUGUGGGAUCUGCAUGGUUGUUUGCUUUUGCUUUUACUACUUUGAGCUCCCUCUGAGCACUGGGUAAAUGGAAACCUGUGCUUGGGUGUCUGCCUGGGUGUGGAGCAUCCCUAAUCAUCUGAAAACCCUGGGAUCUGUGAGCAUGUCACUUACCUUAAAAAAUUAACCCAGCAGCCACCUGAGGUAACAAGGUGCAGUAUGUGAGUCCUUCCUUUCUCAUGGAGAACAUUUUUUACAUUACCCUUCACUUUAUCUCCACAAUCUCUGUCCCAUUUAACUAUGUCCCAUACUGAUACAGUAAAAUCUUUUACUUAACCCAAACCAGUUUGCAAUUGCAUUUUCUAUUAAGGGAAAAUGUUCCUCUCACUGAAGGCUCAGCACCUGCCAAGCCAGCCUGCUCCUGGGAUUUCAAAUUCGGGGGGCAAUGCUGCAGGAUUUGCGGAGCAGCUGCAUCCUGGACCAGAAAUGGUGUUUGGUCCUGCUCACUGCUCUGCCUUGUGAAUCUGGAGAGGACUUGGGGGAGCUGCUGUUAAUCCUCAGCUUCCCAGCUGUGCAAGUGAAAGGUCACAGAAUCACAGAAUAUCCUGGACUGGAAAGGACCCACCAAGAUCACAGAGUCCAACUCCUGGCCCUGCACAGACACUCCAACAAUCCCACCCUGUGCCUGAAAGUGUUGUCCCAAUGCUUCUGGAGCUCUGGCAGCCUUGGAGCUGUGCCCAUUCCCUGGGGAGCCUGUUCCAGGUGAGUGUGUUUAAGAUAGGAUCUAUUUGAAACCAGAGAAUGUGAAGUGGGGCAAUUUCUCCCAGCUCGUGUCUGUUCAGGAAAUGGGAUACAGGUGACAGGGCUUGGGACAGAUGGGGGAAACAUUUUGCUUAGCUACAAGAUCCCAAAAUUAGAUCUACAAAUGGCUUUUUAUAAUUUUUAUUCAAACUCUUGAAGGGUUUGAGGUUUUUCUCAUGGGAUAAGCAGUUCAUUUUCUGUUGGCACAAACUGAGGGCAUGUGGCACUCGUGUGGGGUAGGUGGUCAAACUCUGCCUUGUCAGAUUGAACUUUAAAACCUCUUUCAAACUAAACAUUGCCUCUUUUCCUACUCUUUGCUUAACCUUCGGCAGCUGGUCAUCAGCCUUUGGCCUUAGCAUCCUACUCCCCUCCCACCAUCCCCUGCUGCUGUCUCAGCUCUGUUUGAGCACAGAAAUCCAGUAGGGAAACUGCUUUGGGCUCAAGCAAGACUGUUCUCUCAAAAAUUUACAUUUACCUCCUAAAAGCAGAAGGCUGGAGGUACAAGGGGCAGGACAAUGCAUCUCCUCGUGCUGUGCCUGCUCAGUGUCUGGGGGCUGGCUGCCCCUGAGCACUAUGCCGUGGAGGACAUCUGCACCGCCAAGCCCCGCGACAUCCCCGUGAACCCCAUCUGCAUCUACCGCAACCCCGAGAAGAAACCCCAGGAGGGAGAGGGACAAGAGCCAGCCAAGGACAAGCUCCCAGAGUCCACCAACCCCCGGGUGUGGGAGCUGUCAAAGGCCAACUCUCGGUUUGCUGUUGUCUUCUACAAGUACCUGGCUGACUCCAAGGACAGUGGGGAAAAUAUCUUCAUGUCCCCCCUCAGCAUUUCCACGGCCUUCGCCAUGACCAAGCUCGGAGCCUGUGGCAGCACCCUCCAGCAGCUCAUGGAGGUCUUUCGAUUUGACACCAUCUCGGAGAAGACAUCAGAUCAGAUCCAUUUCUUCUUUGCCAAGCUGAACUGCCGCCUGUACAAGAAAGCAAACAAAUCCUCAGAGCUGGUGUCAGCCAACCGUCUCUUCGGGGAGAAAUCUUUAGUCUUUAAUGAGACUUACCAGAAUAUCAGUGAAAUCGUUUAUGGAGCAAAACUCUGGCCCUUGAACUUCAAAGAGAAGCCAGAACUUUCCAGGCAGAUCAUUAAUGAGUGGGUGGCUAACAAGACGGAGAAGCGCAUUACAGAAGUGAUCCCAGAAAGUGGUAUUGAUGAUCUCACUGUCUUGGUCCUGGUGAACACCAUUUAUUUUAAGGGGCACUGGAAAUCGCAGUUCCCAGCUCCAAACACAAAACUGGAUGUAUUUCAUAAAGCCAAUGGUGAGACCUGCCAAGUCCCAACUAUGUACCAGGAGUCCAAAUUCCACUAUGCAUUCAUUGCCCAGGACAAAGUCCAGGUGCUGGAGCUGCCUUACAAAGGGGAUGACAUCACGAUGCUGCUGGUCCUGCCCAGUGCUGGGACGCCACUGGAGGAGGUGGAGCGAGACCUGACAUCAGAGAAGCUGCAGGGCUGGAUUGAUUCCAUGAAGGAGAUGUCUCUCUUUGUCUACCUGCCUCGCUUCCGUGUCGAGGACAGCUUCAGCCUCAAGGAGAAGCUGAGGAAAAUGGGGCUGGAAGAUCUCUUCAGUCCAGAAAACGCCAGACUCCCAGGAAUCAUUGCGGAGGGCCGCACAGACCUGUACGUGUCUGAGGCUUUCCACAAAGCCUUCCUUGAGGUGAAUGAAGAAGGCAGCGAGGCCUCAGCUGCUACAGCUGUCACCAUCUCUGGCCGUUCCUUCCCUCUGAACAGAAAAAUCUUCAAUGCCAACAGGCCCUUCCUGCUUUUCAUCCGGGAAGCUGCCCUCAACACCAUCAUCUUCAUGGGCAGGAUAGCUGAUCCCUGCUCCUAAAGGGGCUGGUAGGGCCUCACUUUUCCCUCCUCUGCCUCGGGAAAAGGGAGGUUGGGUAUUGCCACUCAGUAUGGGCUGCUCCUGGGGUGGUUG